This is a messenger RNA of Dalotia coriaria, 2056 nucleotides long. RefSeq names its product protein 5NUC-like. The record is from RefSeq and is a predicted model, not a curated record. Gene Ontology annotation, cellular component: plasma membrane. Gene Ontology annotation, molecular function: 5'-nucleotidase activity; nucleotide binding; metal ion binding. Bases 307 to 2040 code for a protein of 577 amino acids. Gene Ontology annotation, biological process: AMP catabolic process. The transcript has 2 exons. Lineage: Eukaryota; Metazoa; Arthropoda; Insecta; Coleoptera; Staphylinidae.
GCUUCCAGCCGGCGGUCGCGAGCCCGGCAUUUAGCAUUCAUGUUUUUUUAAACUCUUGCCUAGUCUCGCCGCAAACGUAACAACGAGCGAGACUCUCAUUCGGUGCGAACGCGCUCAGUCGGCUAUCACAAGUUAGCUCACUCGCUUCAAACUUCCAAAGCGCGCACUGCGCGACUGAUUUAACUUUUAGUUAGUGACUUAAGUCGGUUCGGGCGGUUCAAACUGAUCCGGAAGGACUUCGAUGCUUGUUUGUUAGUUCGUUAAUACGCAUACUUAAUUCGUGCGGCAUUUAUUCAAUUCGCGAACAUGCUGCGGACAAUCGCGCUGUUCUUGUGCGUCGUCGGCGCUGUGCUCGGCGAUCUGGACCUGACGAUCUUGCACACCAACGACAUGCACGGCCGGUUCGACGAAACUUCCGCAACCUCCGGUACGUGCAAACAAAUCGGAAGUGAUAAGUGCUAUGGUGGAUUCGCACGCGUUGCGCACGUUGUGCGUGAGCAUCGUAACGCAUCGGCGAGAAAUCCGGCUGGUCCUGCAACGCUCUUCCUUAACGCCGGUGAUACCUACACGGGCACAUCGUGGUUCAGCGUACACAAAUGGAAAAUCGCCGUUGAUUUCAUCAACCGAUUAAAUCCUGAUUGCAUUUCUUUUGGAAAUCAUGAAUUUGAUUAUGGUAUUGCGGGAAUCAUGCCGUUUCUAACAAAUCUGAAAGUUCCGCUCGUGGCUGCCAACAUGGAUUUCUCUAAGGACGCACAAUUCACGGCCAGCAUUCCGAAAUCGCAUGUUUUGACCGUGCGCGGCGUACGAAUCGGCGUCAUCGGCUACUUGUUGCCGGACACGAAAAUUUUAUCCUCCACCGGUAAUGUGACGUUCUUCGACGAGGUAGAAUCGAUUAACACCGAGGCGGAAAAGCUGGACGCCGAGGGUGUUAAAGUAAUCAUUGCCUUGGGUCAUUCCGGUUUCGAUACAGAUAAACGUAUUGCCAAGGAGUGUCCAUUAGUGGACUUGGUCGUCGGUGGUCAUACAAACACUUUCCUGUGGAACGGACAACAACCGGAUAGCGAGGUACCCGAAGGACCUUAUCCGGUUCUGGAAACACAGGCCUCCGGAAAAGUCGUGCCGGUCGUUCAAGCGUACGCGUAUACUAAAUACAUUGGACGACUGAACAUCACCAUCAAUGAUGAGGGCGAUGUGAUCAAAUAUGAAGGACAACCGAUUCUCCUGACUAGUCAAGUACCGAAAGUCUUCGAACUGCAGGAGGCUUUGGAUGUGUACAGGCCUGGUCUAGAGGCAGCCACGAAGAGGGUUGUUGGUCAAUCACGCGUAGACCUUCCAAUUGACAAGUGUCGCUUGGAAGAGUGCAACUUUGGUAACCUGCUCGCGGACGCUUAUCUGGAGCAGGUCGUGAUGAAUUAUGCAGGAAGUUCCCAAUGGUCAGAUACGUCUAUUGCUAUCCUGAACGGUGGUGGAUUCCGUUCAGCGGUCGACAGUGGCGAGAUCACUAGUGGUGAAAUACUCGGCGCAUUGCCCUAUGAUAUGAACGUGAUUUCUUUCCGGCUUACUGGAGCCGACCUGCUCCAGACUCUGGAGACGGGAAUCCGCAGCAAUGGCGAGACGUCCCGCGGCGAAUUCCUGCAAGUCUCCGGGUUGCGCAUCACGUACGACCUGGCGAAACCUGUUGGCUCCCGGGUGGUGAAAGUGGACGUACGCUGCGCUGAUUGUAAAGUACCUGUGUAUCAACCAUUAGACCAUUUCAAGGUCUACGGCAUUGUGAGCCAUGAUUUCAUAUUGAGUGGUGGCGAUGGCUAUACGGUGUUGCGUGACAAAGCGUUUAAUCGCACGAUAGAGGACACCAACGAAAUCGAAAUCAUCAGCAACUAUAUAGAGAAGCGACGAGUUAUCUACCCGGAAGUCCACGGCAGAAUCACCGUGUUGAAUCGGAAUCGGCCGGGAACGGUAGCGAGCGCAGGAAUUUCUCCGCGGAUAAACGCCCUCGCAAUAUUGCUCUCGCUGGCGCGUUUGUGCGCUCUGCGAUAUUAAAAAUCUGUGAAGCAUA